Castor canadensis (American beaver) is the source of this 325-nucleotide messenger RNA. The record is from RefSeq and is a predicted model, not a curated record. NCBI's taxonomy places the organism in Eukaryota, Metazoa, Chordata, Mammalia, Rodentia, Castoridae.
AAAUGACCCCGAAUUGCAAGUGGAUUUCCAUAUCAGCCCUGAUGAGAAGUCUGACAUCGCCUUCCAUUUCCGAGUCUACUUUGGGCGUCUUGUGGUCAUGAACACUCGUCAGAGUGGAAAGUGGGAAAAUGAGGUGAAAUCUUCCACAAUGCCCUUUGAGGAUGGCAAGCCAUUUGACCUGCGCAUCUUGGUGCUGCACAAUGAGUACCAGGUCAUAGUAAACAGGCAAUACUGUUACAGCUUUGCCCAUCGAAUCCAGCCAAGCUCUGUGCAGAUGGUUCAGGUGUGGAGAGACAUCCGCCUGACCUCCGUGGAUGUCGUCUAG